This is a messenger RNA of Rosa rugosa (rugosa rose), 2179 nucleotides long. RefSeq names its product F-box protein At5g07610-like. The transcript has a single exon. NCBI's taxonomy places the organism in Eukaryota, Viridiplantae, Streptophyta, Magnoliopsida, Rosales, Rosaceae. The coding region runs from base 197 to 1300 and encodes 367 amino acids. The record is from RefSeq and is a predicted model, not a curated record. Gene Ontology annotation, molecular function: protein binding.
UACUUUUUUCUUAAUAUUAUUCUGUAAACCCCUUUCAUAUAAUGACGACAAAGCUUAACUGUUGAAGGCAGAGAAAACAUGUUUCUCCAUAUAUUAAUUUUAUCACCGUACCGACAAUCGGCAACCGAUUAAUGAAUGUUUCAUUGGUAAUUGGUUUAAGAAGUAGAGAACCAACACUAUCCACAGAUAUCUGAAAAUGUUCCACCAAGAUGUCCUCACUCACAUCCUUCUACACCUCCCCGUCAAGUCUCUCCUCCGCUUCAAAUGCGUCUCCAAGCAGUGGCUCUCUGUCAUCUCCAGCCCCCAGUUCCACCACCGCCGCCGCCGUCUCGCCUCCUCCGGCAUCAUCUUGUGUCAAACAACCGAUCUCAUCCACGACAUAUCUCUUGCCGGAAGCAACUCCGACCCACCCUUCACAUCCCUGAGCUUCAUCGACGACUCGGCAGGUGUCAAGAUCCUCCAGUCCAGCAAUGGCCUGCUCUUGUGCUGCAGCAGCCUUCACAAAGUGGGUAUACGCCGCAGCUAUUACAUCUGCAAUCCUUCCACAAAGCAAGUCUUGAUUCUUCCUGAAGCAGAUUGCGAGUCCAAAACUAUUUCUGGAGUUUACUUAGCUUUUGAUUCGUCCAAGUCGCCUCACUACCAAGUUGUGUCUGUUCGAAGUUGUUCUUCCCCAUCAUCAUCCAAUAGCUAUCGCAUCGUUACUUACUCUUCAGAGACUCGGGCUUGGAGGCUUUCCGGGUCUCCUUUCGCUGCCCCAGACAUGGCGUUUGACAAUGGAGUGCUUUGGAAUGAUGCAAUACACUGGAUUAGUCCAACUGGGGAUUCAUUAUGUUUUGACAUCGAUCAAGAACGCCUCGGAACACUGCCUAAUCUUCCAUCAACUGAGAAAUGGAGCAACAGGAGGUUGAGGUAUUUCGGCGAGUCCGGUGGCCAUUUACACCUAAUUGAAGUCUACGGCAGCGCGACUCAAUUCCAUGUCUUUGAGAUGGAGAGAGACUACUCUAGCUGGCUUCCAAAGUACCAAGUUGACAUAGCAGCGAUUGUUGAUGCAUUUCCACUGAUGGUUUGGAACUACCCUAACGCUAAUGAUUCUGUUUUUUAUGCAUUUAGUCUGCUAUUUCUCAAAGAAGAUGAAGAGGACUCAAUUCUGUUGUUGCAAGUACCUGGUGAGUUUCUAUCAUAUAAUCUUAGGGAUGGGACCUUCAAGAAGCUUGGUCCAAUAUCCACCACAACAAAUAUUGCAUUUCAGAUUGGAUGUUUCCAUGCAUAUCAGUUUACAGAGACUUUGGCUAGUGUUUGAUCUGUCUCAUCCACUUUGUCGUUACAUAUUCUGUACUUACUAGGUGUUAAGAACAAUAACCCCGCCCCCCCCACCCAGGCAUGUUCAGAUCAAUAAUGAUUUUACCUUGCUUGGGUUAAGAAGACAAACCUUACAGGUGUCUGCGCUUUAGCUCAGGACAGCCAUGGAUCCCUAGUCGAUGGUUCUACACGAGUUUGUUUGUCUGGCUCCUUCCUGGAGGUUGAAGCUAGAGCUGCUUUGGAAGCUGUAGAACUGACGAAGCGCGUUCCUCACGUCCCAAUCCUCCUUGAGUCCGAGUCAAAGUCAUAAGUGGACUCCCAUCAUCAAUAAAUCAAGCACUUGCCAUUGGAAAAUUACUCCAAUUAUCUCAAAAAUCAAUAAUGAUUUUACCUGCAUCAACAGUCUGCUUGGUUUUGGAUCCCCAGAGAAGCGAAUUCGGUUGCCCACUUGGUGGCCUCGCUAGUUGUGAGGAAGAAAUGCUCGGAGGUCUGGAUUUAUCGUCCACCUUCUUCCCUUGUUUUUGUUCUCUUUCGAGAUGGUUUACUAUGCUCCCCGCCUUCUAGCUCGUAUUUUGGGUGCCCAUGACUCAGCCGAGGUCCUGAUUGCCAUAAUUUUCAUCGGCGACUCCAUUUCAGGAAGCUCUGUUUCUUAGUUUGGCUCAGUUCAUGUUUCUGUCGCUGGAUUUCUUCAUCUCCAGACUCCAGUUUUCGGUUUUUUUUUUUUUUUUGGUUCCCUUGUCUUCCGUUUGGGCUUGACUUGGUAACUUUGCUCGUUGGGCUUUGCUUAUGGCUUGGCCUUUUGUUUGUAUUUCUAGCCUUGGACUUCUUAUGAAUUUUAAUCUGACCCAAAAAAAAAAAAAAAAAGAUAAUGAUUUCUUCA